AUGCCUAGCCUCGCCGGCGAUUUCGUUAAUACUGAAGGAUUUCGCUAUGCUGAGCUUAUAUUGUGGUACGGGAAGCAAUUGGAUAGAAAUGUUCUUCGAGGACAGCUCUGCCUUUUGCAAACCCGAAUGGAUUAUGCUGAUUAUCAUAGUCUAUACAACGCCGCCGUUAAGGACGUUCGUAAACGCGAUGGCUCGACCUUCCUUCAAUGGAUUGAUGACUGGUAUCGACAUCACGACGUCGUUCCGCGACACUUUCAAAAAGGUCGUGGCCAGAGAAAAGCGACUUCCGUUGUGAUUGAAUGCCUCGUGGACAUUCAUUUGUCUGAUCCUAGAUUCGCUGGUAAAGAUCGAGAAUUAAUGAAAAACAAAAUUGAACACUGGCGAAAGAAAGGUGAGACGUGGUUCGAGAUUAUCCACAGAUUUGGUGCGGGAAUAUUACUUCUUGUUCCGCCCGAAGAACCAGAAGGCCAUUUCAAAUUUACUAAAGACGAGCUAUCCGAGUUUCUACGCGUCUUGACAUCACGCAAAACGGAAUUCGCUGAUGCAUUGGCUGAAGCUAAUCAGUUUAUGGCAGAGACAUUCACGAGUCAACGCAGCACAGUCAGCAGUGAUGAAGUCCCGAUAGGUUCAACUCCUCAGACGGCCUCAAAGCAGAUCCCUAAAAAGAGAUAUCCGCUUUCCCCAUUGGAAACUCGUACAGGAUUCUGGGACUCGCCGUCUCUUCAAAAUCACAUAACAAGUCAAACCAAUAACCACUUUGUAACUGUCCCAGAACCUACCUUUACAUCUCCCAUCACACCAAGCCCGAAUUCUUCCCAUUUUUUGCAGGAGCUUCGUUGUAUCAAUGCGGUUUCUCACGAAGGCGGUGCCUCUUAA
Molecule: messenger RNA, 876 nt
Organism: Rhinocladiella mackenziei CBS 650.93
Lineage: Eukaryota; Fungi; Ascomycota; Eurotiomycetes; Chaetothyriales; Herpotrichiellaceae
Exons: 2
Coding region: 1-876 (291 amino acids)
Source: RefSeq, a predicted model, not a curated record